This is a messenger RNA of Medioppia subpectinata, 3084 nucleotides long. The record is from the annotation of a GenBank genome assembly. NCBI's taxonomy places the organism in Eukaryota, Metazoa, Arthropoda, Arachnida, Sarcoptiformes, Oppiidae.
GCUAUGGAAGGCAUUGAAUACAACCAACGCUUGGAUUGCAAAACAAAUCUUAUCUUUAAUUUAAUUAUUAUUGUUAUAAUUAUUAUGUUUUCAGACAAACAUCUCAUGUGUUUUUGACCAUUUGGUGACCAUUUAGUGACACAAACAAUGGUCUGACCGCUGAGACCAACGAUGAAGAGGUCCACUAAAGGCACGGCUAAUACACGUCUCAUAAGAGAAGUGAUAGAAUUGGCCAAAGAGUUGGAUGGAGUGAUAUCGGGGGCCAAAACACUGAGACAUGUGUUCACUGAGAGUGUCAUUAAGACCAGAGACCGGAUGAAGGAGUUGUGCGAAGACAUCCUCUACUCGUCUCCCAUUGAAUUCGGGCGAAAAGCCGAAGACUUUCUGUGGAAACGAUGUUUUCACGACUUAAUGCUGUUUUACAAACGAAAUAAAAAGAGGAUGUCUUUAUCGGAGAUAUCGUUACUGCAAAUCCAUUUGACGGCAGGACUGGGACUCUACUAUAGCCUUCUGUUAGGCCUUUCAAAGCAGUACUCGAUUGGCAUUCAAAACCUAAUGCCAUACAUAUGUGUUGAGCAAAGUAUUGAAGAGUUUAGCCGCGAAACACAGCCAAACAGCCAUGAAUUGAAUGGUUGGGCCAGAAAUGCAAUCCAUAGAAUCCUGAUAUGUAUGGGAGACUUAGCCCGUUAUCUCUACGAUCUGGAAGCGAUGGGCUAUCGAGAGCUGGCCAUCAGAUUCUAUGAUUUGGCUCUCAUUUGGGAUUUAGACAUAGGAAUGCCUUUUAAUCAAUUGGGAACUCUUUCCGAGUCUAACAAUUAUGGAUUGGAUUCUGUUUACUAUUACAUGCGAUGUCUGACGUGUGAUAAGCCCUUUGAAGGCGCGGAAAAUAAUUUGAGACGAGUUUUUGAAUGCAAUGAAAAACGUUUUAACGAAUUAAGAGAGAGACCAUCGGCUGACGAGAGCUAUAAAGUGGUCGAGCGAUCGAUUCUGUUGUUUCUCAAGUUAUCCAAUGAAUAUUGGUUUAUAAAUCCAUCCGAUAAUCAAUUUAACAAAAAUAUUUUACCGCUUUUACAAGAAAUCCUCCACUCGUUGAACACAUCGUUUAGUUUACAGCCAAAGCUAUCCACUGAACAAAUGCCGACUUAUAUAACACCAAUGACUGCGUUUGAAAUGUCUGUCAUUACUCUAAUGCUUGUCGACCGCAUCCAAGAACUUGAAGAGCGCAAGAACUCGUCGAAUGGCAAUGAAAUGGUUUCGUUGAUUUUGACAUUUUCUUUGAAUUAUCUCAUGUCUGUCGUGGCGUCGAGUCAUCAAAGUAUGAGAAAUAAGUUAGGAUUGGAUUCGUUUAAGUUGACUAAUGGUCUCACAUCCAUGAGUCCGAGUGUGUCCAAAGAGAAUACACCCGAUCUGUCGCCGCGUCGAGUCCUGUCGAGACUGCGAAGACGUAAGGCUGCCAUCAAUUAUGACGAUAAGAAUGCGUUGAGUUUAGACGACGACGAUUCAGAACUCAGCCAAUUAGAAGACACGGCUUUGAGUACAAUUGAUUGCCUCGAGAUUGGAUCAGAUCUGAGUGAUUCCAAUGAGGGCAGCGAUUCUUACGAUAUAAAUGACGUGACGAUCAUUAGUAGCGAUGAGGACAACCCCUAUCCAAACAAACCGAUCGGCACCGGAACCAAGCAUUCGGACGCACCGGUGAUGCCCAUCGAAGAUGUGCUCAAUUAUGUCUUGAAUGACAGUUAUUUGCCAACAAUUAAGGUGUAUUGCGAUUGGUUUCGAUCUAAUCCUAAUAUAUUGGCAUUGAUUUCAAGUCAACUCCAACUCUGUUUCGAGGAAUUUAUUAAUUUUGUCAAUACUUUACUGAAUAUUGAGCACAAAAUUUUACAGUCGUUUCCAAAUCUGUCAGAAUUUAAAUGCUUUGGAGUCCAUUGGGAUCAAAGAUAUCCAUUGACUUCGGAUCUAAGCCUUUCAAACAUCGAAAGCUUGAAGACAUCGUUUAAAACGAUUCAUUUCGAUAGUCAAAGAGUUUUAAAUAACUGCGAAAAAGGCUUUCUCUGUAUUGAAGCCAUUAUAGCGUUCACUCAUUUCAUCAGUGAUUCAAACUAUUGUCCAAAUGUUUAUGGGAUUACUUACGACUCGACCGAAAACCGUUUCUCAUAUAAUAGUUAUUCAAACGGCACUCCAUUUAAUUUCUUCGCCGCCAAUACAUGGACUGAAGACAACUCGAUAUUUGUUUCAUCGAAUCCACUGUCGGUUAAUAAUACGGAAGACAACGAAACGGUUGACGACUCGAAACGACAGAAGAAAUUCAUGCGGAAUAUGGCUCACCUCUGGCUUAGAGCUGAAGUGAAUCAACUCGAAAAGGAUAUCAGUUAUUCCCCGCAAUUACCGCCGUAUAUGGUAUUGGAUUCCAGCGCUUAUUGUCAACACUUGGGUUUCAUUAAAGAGUUGACACAUUCCAAGAGGUUUAUUAUAGUGGUUCCCAAAAUAGUGUUGUCUUCUUUGGACCAAAUGAAGAAGACUAACGCAUUUGCCAGAGAAGCGAUUCGUUGGCUCGAAGAAGAGCUAAGACACGGGAAUCGAGUGAUCAAAUGCCCAAAAGAUACGGAGAGAAAAAGUUUGUCUCCAAUGAAAUACCCGAAACGCAAAGAGAAAGAGGCUUUCGAUUACUACGAGUUACUCGAGUAUUGCAAUCAUUUGAAUGAAAACACCAAAACUGACCGCAAAUUGAUGAACGGAUUGCCAAUGGUUUCACUUUUGACGCAUUCAUUUGACAAAUUGCCUGCAAAUGCCGAAGCGGUGGCCAAGAGCAUUCAUAUCGAAACCGUCGACUCGUUUAUAACCAAAUGGCAGAACUCAGUCAAAGCUAUUACCUGAACAGAAGGCUUAUUAAAACUGGAUUUCAAAAUUUAAUGAUUGGUCGCAAUCAGGUUUAUGAGUGAAUCGACUUUUAUCAGCAAUAAUUGUGGUAAAAGUGUUCACUAAAACCAUAAACACAAUGAUAUUUCAUACAACAGUUAAUUGCAAUUUAAGAUCAACCAAAAUAAUGGCUGAUUUAUUGGGCAAAACUCAUCGGUAAUGUCGACA